Alternaria incomplexa is the source of this 2412-nucleotide messenger RNA. RefSeq lists its product as uncharacterized. The transcript has 6 exons. NCBI's taxonomy places the organism in Eukaryota, Fungi, Ascomycota, Dothideomycetes, Pleosporales, Pleosporaceae. Gene Ontology annotation, molecular function: oxidoreductase activity, acting on NAD(P)H, oxygen as acceptor. Gene Ontology annotation, cellular component: intracellular anatomical structure. The record is from RefSeq and is a predicted model, not a curated record. Bases 1 to 2412 code for a protein of 803 amino acids.
AUGCUUGCCGUCCCUGAGAUAAUGGAUCAUCCCCGAUUUUCCACUGUUCGAAAGGGCCAGACCGAAGUCACGGGCAUCACUCUGCUUGCUCCGAACUACGAAAACGCAAGUGUUUCCAACGUCCACGGCCCAUUAGAGAUGUUCUUUAACUGUGUGGGAGCGCUAUUUUACAUUAUGAACAGGAACGACGUCCAAGCAUGCAUCGAAGCAAUCAAAGCCUCCGGAAACGAAAACAUGCCACUCGGACACAUGUUCAGCAACGGAAGUACAAUCGAACUUCGUACUUAUGCCGCAGAAAUUGCGGGUAUGGCCUCUAUCGGUGUUAUACAUUCACAGCUAGCCGACCCUACGAAGGCACCGCCACCCGAGCUUGCCGAUUACUUCUACGCAGUCGCCAAACUUGGCCUGGACUCUGCAAUUCUCUACGAUCCGCUUCGAGCCAUGAAUGUUUGCGCGCUGCUUGGCAUGUAUAACAUCGUCGUCAAGGCGACAGUUGCUCUGGCUUACAUUGAACUUGGUCUGAGCCUUCCUCGCAACCGCAAAAUAUCUCUCGAAACAUGUCCGCCAGACUGGUCUCCAAGCUACUACGAUGACAUUCGUCGCACGCAUAUGACUCUUGUCCACUUGCAAUGCUGGCUGAGCGCAUCUCUUGACUACAACUCUGAUUCGUUAACCUUCGACGUCCACCCAUCUCUCACUGGACUAGACGUGCCGCCCCAGGACAUGAUUCGACGCGAAUGCGUCAAAGUCUCCAUCAUCAAGGCAAGCUUACUUCACCGUCUACCAAGCAAGGCGCCUGUACCGGAAAGUGUCACGCUAGAGUUUCGUGCGCAGUUGUCGAGAUUCCAUGCCCAACUCCCCGACUGGAUGUCAGUUGCUGCGCUGUUACGCGGCGACAACAGCCCGCUGAUGGCCACAUUCCGUCCAGUAAUAUUCUAUGUUCAUCUCUUCUACCUUUCGGCUAUGAUGCUGCUUGCUCGGCGGCUAAUAAUUGCAUACAUCCCGCUCGAUGCAGGUGGCAUCGUAGUUCUUCCACCAGAAGCACGACGGGCUAUCGAGGAAGGAUACCAAGCUGCGGAAACAAACGCUUCUGUCAUGAGUCUAAUGCUACAGGAAGGGAAAGUAGUACAAGUUUGCUGGCUCUGCAUUUACACAGCCUACACGGCGGGAGUCAUGAUCGCUUACCAGGCAUCACAAAAGGCUCUGAACAACGAACCGUACAAUGACGACGUGAAACUGCUGGAGAAAUGCAUCAGUGUUCUCGAGUACUGUGCGAUCAAAGAUACGCUUGCUGGCAGGUUUCGUAACAUUCUUGCAGCUCACAUGGGGAAGCUGCAAGAUUACAGAUCUAAGACAUGGGAUGGUGAAGAUCUCGCGACGCCCCCGACUUCUCUGGCGAGUGACAGCCUCUUCUUCUUUGAUCGUGGUUCAUCUGAGCUUCACACAGCAGUCUUUGACUUGCUUCGCCUCAUACAUCACCCAUUCAGUGGCCUGAAAGACGUCGCGACAAAGAGUACGCUCUCGAAUCGCGCCGAGACAACUAUGGGCACCCACCUUGAGUGGGAGUACGAGCUCAAGAACAGAGACGACCCCGAAGUACCACCGAACGCAAAUGACAGUGCAUUUUCCGGAGGUGCCGGUGCAGUAGGUACGGCCGUAGGUGUAGCGAUUCUAGAGAGUGGCGCAGAUGUCGUUUUUGUCGAUGUCUCCGACCCCACUCCCGAAAGCUGGGAUCGGAUUCAGGAAGUUGCGCGAGGUAAUAAUACCCAUGCGCUAUUCCAACGCCUCGAUGUCCAGGAUGAACCCAGCAUCACAUCAGCCUUCAACACCAUCCGUGCUAAGCUUCGUCAUCCGAUCCGGGGGCUCGUCUCCUGCGCCGCCAUCUCCGGCGAAAGCGAUGCUUGUUCGUACCCCAUCGACACAUUUCGUACAAUCCUCGAUAUUAAUAUCUCCGGCACCUUCCUCAUCGCCCGUGCCGUAGCGAACGAAUUGCACAACGCCAACCAACCCGGAAGCAUCGUCCUGUUCGCCUCGAUAUCGGGUCACAUUUCCAAUCACGGCAUCAACACUGCCGCGUACAAUGCUUCAAAAGCGGCAGUGCACCAACUUGCUCGAUCGCUUGCCGCGGAAUGGGGUCACCCACAGAACACUUUUCCCGGUAGCACGGUCACGGAAACAAACCCAAAUCCCAGCCAAGAGCCUCGAAAAGCUUAUCCGCCGAUCCGAGUGAAUACCAUCAGCCCCGGUCAUAUUGACACGCCUUUGAGCGCGGAAGCGCGGAAGAGGGGGUUGACGGACGAGUGGGCGAAACAGAAUAUGCUGGGGCGAAUUUCAAUGCCCGAAGAGUUCCGAGCGCCGGUGCUGUUCUUGCUGAGUGAGGGGAGCAGUUAUGUCACUGGUUCUGUAAGCUGA